CGGAAAAAGCGGAAAAGGCGUCGUGCAAGUAAAUUUAUUUAUUUAAAGGUCGUGUGUUUCUGUUCGGAUUAUCUAGUGGAGUGUGGAAAAUCAUGACUAAACCGGAGAUAAAACGUCGCGAGGAGGAACUGCAAUCGAAGCGGGUUUGUCGUUUUUGUCUCGAGCCGGACGCUUCGCUUUUGUCCAAAAUCUACGAGCAGCAAACGAAAUGCUCAACGGCGCCGCUAACGCUACAAAUAAUGGCUUGUGUGGCUAUCGAGGUCUACUCCGGAGACGGUAUGCCCGAAUUUAUCUGCGGCACGUGCCGCGGCGUGAUGGAACAUAGCUAUCAAUUUAAGCAAAUUUGCAAAAAAGCCGAUUCGCUGCUGAAAUCCUUCCUUACCUCCGGGGAAUGGCCUGCGAAGUUAACGGUGCCGAAGUUAAUGCCACAGUCUCCGCCAGCCACAGUUUCUUUGUCGAUUCCCAAGGCGGAAUCACAACCGUCACUUGGCAAAGCAAUUUCUUCCAAAGCAUCGCCGGAUGCCACGCAGCAGCAGCCAAAGUUGGCAAUAAAAACCGAAAAGCCUCGGUUAAUCGUUUUGGAUACGAAAAGUUUACAACAAAUCAAAAAGGGACAACUCGUAAAUGCUCCCCAGCCGCCUUCGCCACGCUCACGCACUGCUGGCCCACAACACACCUCCACACCGAUCGCUCGUCGACCGACCGCUAAACCACCGAUAGUAGCCGAGGAGGUGGAAUUAGCCGAACCGGUACCGCAACCGGAAGCGGUUCGAUCAAAACCUGAGCCUGUUGCAAAGAAGCCGAAAAUUUUAAAUGGACUAGCCAAGCCAGCUGUACAAAAGGUUGAAGAGAGCUUCGUAACCACGGGUGACGGUACGGUGCAGAUGGUACUUACAAAACCGACGAACGUCUCAUCGCCCGGUUCGACAGCAAAUGAAUACAGCGUCGACAAUUCCAGUGACAGGAAAGUGUUUCCAUGUUCGGAGUGUGAUCGAUCGUUUCCGCUGAAGCAGCUACUGGACAUUCAUAUGCUUAACCAUUCCCGGGCACGGAACUUCCCGUGCGAUCAGUGUGAAAAGCGGUUCUUUUCGAAAUAUGAUCUCGCGAAGCACAUGUCAACCCAUACCGGCGAGCGGCCGUACGUGUGUGUAAUCUGUCGGGCCGCGUUCAGCCGAUCGACGCUGCUUACGCGCCAUCAGGCCGUACACAAGGAUCAACCGAAGUACCGGUGCGUUUACUGUGGACGCGAGUUCCUGGCACCCAUGGAGCUGGGCAAGCACAUGGCACACCACGAGAAGACGCGACCCUUCCAGUGUGCCUCCUGUCCCAAGAGCUUCCGCUACAAGCAGGGGCUGGAGCGGCAUGAGACAACGCAUAUGGCCAAUCAGCCGUUCAAGUGUGAGUACUGCCAUCUGAGUUUCAUGACGAACGUGAAGCUAUCGCGCCACUUGACGGCCCACGCCGGUGCUCGACCCUAUCCGUGUCGUAUAUGCACCAAAUCUUUCCUGUUGAGUCAUCACCUUACGCGCCAUCUGCGUAGUCAUGGCACGAGUGAUUAUGCGCAGUAUCGUUGCGGAGACUGCGAGGAAGUGUUCAAGGAUCCGAAUUCGCUCAUCUACCAUUCGGCGCAGCAUGCUACCGAAAGUCUUACGUGUCCCCUGUGUCGCGAGCAGUUCGAGGAUGUAGAGCAGGUGGUCGAGCAUAUCCAGUGGCAUUCCGACGCGCCACAGUUUCUCUGUGACUAUUGUGAUCUGAUGUUUAUCUCCAAGGAGAAACUGGAGGCUCACUGGAAGGAUAUGCAUGCGAAUGAGCUGGCACAGGAACGGUCCUGGGUUCAGCACAAGCAGAUCACUAUGGAGGACGAGGAUUCGCAUCAGCGGGAACGGCAGGAACCAUCAUCUCUGGGGGACGAAUCGCAGGAGGGUGCCCUGCUUAGCAACGAGCAGCGUACAAGGCAGAUCACGAUCGAUGGAGAACUGAUCGAGGCAGAUUUGCUAUUAGAAUCCGAUGUCGCCGGAUUCGACGAAGGGAACGGUAUUUAUCUUUAUAAUGAUAAUGGAGAAAUCUUCCGCGAUCAACCGGAAAUGGAGAACAAUCUGGUGUUCGAAGUGACAGAGUUCGAGCUGGCACCCAAGGAUGAGGCAACCGACGAUCCGAUCAUAGACCCAUUGGCAAACCGAAAUUCGAAAUCAUCAUCACUACCAAAAGAACCAAGCAAUGCUAAGACGCUAGCAGAUGAAAUGAGCAAGAAGCUCAGCCGGCAGCCUUGUUUGGAAAAUUUCUUCAACAAAGAAACAAAGAAAACGGCUGCUGAUGUGUUGAAGAACCUGCCCAAGGGCGUAACGAUCAAAAAGCCAACAUCAUCGGGCAAGGUACAGGAGAAGCCAACCGCUCCCAGUACCACGGAACCGAAGGUAUCUCCAGCAACGGAGCAAAAAAGAAAGACGGUCAACGUGGCUCCGGUACGGGCAGCAAGCACCACCGGUAAAAGGACUUCUGCGGAAGCCCCGAAGAGCUCAUCAACCGGAAACACGGACAAAAUCUCGCCUAAGGCAAAGGUGCGAGUUGUAACGAAACACAGUCCCCAGGAGGUGGCAAGGGAGAAGUCUGUCGCAGUGAAAUCGGCGCCUGAAAGGAAGAUGUCAAGCAGAGCAACGGCCUCCGUUGCAGGUAGGUCGAGCGCGGCGAUAAAGCGAACAGCUGAACCGGCCUCUUCGCCCGAUGAGGAAGCGGGUCCUAGCAAACGGCAAACGAUACAGAGAGCAGCCAUCAUGACUAGCAAUACAAAACUAGAUGCCACUAGCCUCCGGGCGAUUAAACGUGUAGCUGCCGGUACACCCGUAGGUAAACCGAUCGAGAUGAACGUCGGUGGACAGAAGAUCAAGAUGCACAAGGUCUACAUGAAAAAGUCGGUCCAAGCCCCACAGCUCAAACUGAGAAGCAAACAAUAGGAGGGAUAGUUGUUUCUAGGAUCUCAGUAUAAGAUUUUAUUUUCUGGUUUUUGCUUUCCAAACUUUUCAAUCGGCAAUGGAACAGACAUGCAGUUUUACAAGAAUCAAAUGAGUAUUCGACUGUUGCCAAUCUAGAAGCGUUAAGUUUAAUUAACUUUAAGUCGGUAUUCGUCAAUAAAAUAAACCCAUUA
Anopheles darlingi is the source of this 3142-nucleotide messenger RNA. RefSeq lists its product as uncharacterized. The transcript is spliced from 4 exons. The record is from RefSeq and is a predicted model, not a curated record. Gene Ontology annotation, cellular component: nucleus. Gene Ontology annotation, molecular function: zinc ion binding. Lineage: Eukaryota; Metazoa; Arthropoda; Insecta; Diptera; Culicidae. The coding region runs from base 93 to 2951 and encodes 952 amino acids.